AAAACCAGAGUGGUUGGGGUUUUGAGGCAAUUGACAAUGCCAAUGCCAAUGCCGAGACAGUCCUUCAACACUCACAACCACCAUCCAAUGCCGAGGCAAUCCAUCACCGCCUUUCACCACCACCACCACUAUCAUCUCCUCUUCAUCCUUACACUCUUGGUGUCAUCUUUCUCUUCUUCUACUGCAAACAAUGAAGUUGUUACACUAUAUUCAUGGCUUCAGAGCUCUGCUUCACCUUCUCCAGCUUUUUCCAACUGGAACCCUUCAGACACCAACCCUUGUAACUGGUCUUACAUAACUUGUUCUUCGGAAGAGUUUGUCACUGAGAUAAAUAUCCAGUCUGUUGAGCAAGCUCUUCCCUUCCCUUCCAAUCUUUCCUCUCUUCACUUCCUCCAAAAGCUCGUCAUUUCCGGUGCUAACCUCACCGGAACAAUCUCUCCUGAUAUUGGAUAUUGCACUCUACUUACAGUCAUUGAUGUUAGUUCCAACAAUCUCGUGGGAAGUAUUCCUUCAAGUAUUGGGAAGCUCCAAAAUCUCAAGAAUCUUAUUGUAUUUGAUAAUUACCUAAGUGGGAAACUGCCGGUUGAACUGGGACAACUCUCAAAAUUGGAAUCUAUACGUGCCGGAGGGAACAGAGACAUUGCAGGAAAUAUUCCAGACGAGCUUGGAGACUGCAAGAACUUGCAGGUGCUUGGUCUGGCUGAUACUAAAAUUUCAGGCUCUAUACCGGCUUCAUUGGGUAAAUUAAGCAGGCUUCAGACGCUCGCAGUGUAUACUACUAUGCUUUCCGGUGAGAUUCCGCCAGAUUUAGGGAACUGUACGGAGCUUGUCAACUUGUUCAUGUACGAGAAUGAUCUCUCAGGCUCACUUCCAGCAGAGUUGGGUAAGCUUCAGAAGCUGGAGAAGUUGUUAUUGUGGCAGAACAAUUUUGAUGGAACUAUUCCUGAGGAAAUUGGAAACUGUAAAAGCUUGAAGAUCAUUGACCUCUCCUUGAAUUCUCUUUCUGGAAGCAUACCUCGGUCCUUCGGAAACCUCUCAAAUCUUGUAGAGCUUAUGCUUAGUAACAAUAACAUCUCUGGUUCAAUCCCAUCAGUUCUUUCAAAUGCUACAAGCCUCCUACAGUUACAGCUUGAUACUAACCAGAUAUCAGGAUCGAUCCCUGCAGACCUUGGGAUGUUGACAAAGCUAACAGUCUUCUUUGCUUGGCAGAACAAACUUGAAGGAAGCAUUCCGCCGGCAUUGGCCAGCUGCCGGAGCCUCGAAGCCUUAGAUUUGUCGCACAAUGUACUCACUGGUAGCUUACCACCUGGGAUAUUUCAGCUUCAAAAUUUAACAAAGCUUCUUUUGAUUUCCAAUCACAUUUCGGGUUCAAUCCCUCCAGAGGUUGGUAACUGCAUUUCUCUUAUCCGGCUUCGGCUAGUGAAUAAUCGAAUCGGAGGGGAGAUCCCGAAAGAAAUCGGGUUCCUCAAUAGCCUUAGUUUCCUUGACCUGUCGGAAAAUCGUCUUGUUGGAUCAGUGCCAGAUGAGAUGGGAAAUUGUACUGAACUGCAAAUGCUGAACCUAAGUAAUAACACUAUUGGAGGCACCUUGCCUAGCUCUUUAUCUGCUCUUACCAGGAUUCAAGUAUUGGACUUUUCUGUUAAUCAGUUUGUAGGUCAAAUUCCUGGGAGUUUUGGGAGACUUACUUCUUUGAACAGACUCCUCCUUAGUAGGAACUUCCUCUCUGGUUCAAUCUCCUCUUCGCUUGGCCGCUGUUCAGGUCUUCAGUUGCUUGAUUUUAGCAGCAAUGCACUUUCUGGUACAAUCCCAGCAGAAUUAUUUGAAAUUGAAGCUCUUGAUAUUGCUCUGAAUUUGAGUUUCAAUGCACUGUCUGGUGUGAUCCCACCUCAAAUUUCUGCUCUCAACAAGCUCUCCUUGCUAGACCUUUCUCACAAUAAGCUGGAAGGUGACUUGAUGGCACUAUCGGGGCUUGUGAAUCUUGUUUCUCUGAACAUUUCCUACAAUAAUUUCACAGGUUAUCUUCCAGACAGCAAGCUGUUUAGACAGUUAUCGGCAACAGAGUUGGCAGGGAACCAAGGAUUGUGUGCUAAGGGUCACGAUGCAUGUUUCCUAAGCAAUGCUACAACAAUGAGCAUGACAAGCAGCCGUGGUGGUUUCAGGAGGUCACAGACACUUAGACUAACCAUUGGAUUGUUAAUUGCUCUGAUAAUUGCAUUGGCAAUUCUCGGGGCUGUCGCAUUUUUUCGAGCACGGAAAAUGAUCAGAGAUGACAAUGAUUCUGAGAUGGGAGAGGAUUCAUGGCCUUGGCAGUUUACUCCAUUCCAGAAGUUGAACUUGUCAGUUGAACAAGUUCUGAAGUGUCUAGUUGAGCCCAAUGUUAUUGGAAAGGGUUGUUCAGGAAUUGUUUACAGGGCAGAAAUCGAAAACGGGGAAGCGAUUGCAGUAAAGAAGCUCUGGCCAACAACAAUGGCUGCUGGAUACAAUUGCCAAAUUGAAAGGUUAGAAAUCAAUAGAGGAAUUCGUGAUUCAUUUUCAGCUGAAGUAAAAACUCUUGGAUCUAUUCGGCACAAGAACAUUGUAAGGUUCUUGGGUUGCUGUUGGAAUCGAAACACAAGAUUGCUAAUGUAUGAUUACAUGCCCAAUGGGAGCUUAGGUAGUCUUCUCCAUGAAAGAAGUGGCAACUGCUUGGAAUGGAACCUGAGAUAUCAGAUUGUAUUGGGGGCAGCUCAAGGUUUGGCUUAUCUACACCAUGACUGUGUUCCUCCCAUUGUUCACAGGGACAUUAAGGCCAACAACAUUCUCAUUGGUCCUGAAUUUGAACCCUACAUUGCUGAUUUUGGGCUUGCCAAGCUUGUUGAUGAUGGAGAUUUUGCACGGUCUUCCAACACUGUUGCUGGUUCCUUUGGUUACAUUGCUCCCGAGUAUGGGUAUAUGAUGAAGAUAACAGAGAAGAGUGAUGUGUAUAGCUAUGGUGUUGUUGUUUUAGAAGUGUUAACAGGGAAGCAACCAAUUGAUCCAACCAUACCAGAUGGGCUUCACAUUGUAGAUUGGGUAAGGCAGAAGAGAGGGGGAGUUGAAGUGAUGGAUGCAAGCUUACGCGCUCGGCCGGAAUCGGAAAUCGAGGAAAUGUUGCAAACCUUAGGCGUGGCUUUGCUUUGUGUAAAUCCUUCCCCAGACGAUAGGCCAACCAUGAAAGAUGUAGCAGCAAUGCUCAAAGAGAUAAGGCAUGAGAGAGAAGAGUGCAUGAAAUUUGAUAUGCUUCUUAAUGGGUCUAUUGCAAAUGAAAGACAAGAGAACAAUAGCUGCAAUGGAGGUCCAUCAGAAAAGAUGGAACAUUCAUACCUUCACACCAACAACACAAGCUUUUCUGCAUCAUCAUUGCUUUACUCUUCUUCCUCCAAUGCUAAAACAACUUUCAAAUAGUUCAGAUCGAGUUCCUUGGAUUUUGUUUCUAGACCAGUUUAGUUUUCACCAAUCUGGUUUCCUUAUGUUAGAUAACAACGUUUUAAUAAUCAGAAUAAGCAAAUAGUUCAGAUCG
Alnus glutinosa is the source of this 3538-nucleotide messenger RNA. RefSeq names its product LRR receptor-like serine/threonine-protein kinase RGI2. Bases 37 to 3423 code for a protein of 1128 amino acids. Gene Ontology annotation, biological process: protein phosphorylation. NCBI's taxonomy places the organism in Eukaryota, Viridiplantae, Streptophyta, Magnoliopsida, Fagales, Betulaceae. Gene Ontology annotation, molecular function: ATP binding; protein kinase activity; protein binding. The record is from RefSeq and is a predicted model, not a curated record. The transcript has 2 exons.